Messenger RNA from Malassezia pachydermatis, 1296 nucleotides. RefSeq names its product arp2 3 protein complex subunit sop2. The record is from RefSeq and is a predicted model, not a curated record. The transcript has a single exon. NCBI's taxonomy places the organism in Eukaryota, Fungi, Basidiomycota, Malasseziomycetes, Malasseziales, Malasseziaceae. Bases 1 to 1296 code for a protein of 431 amino acids. Gene Ontology annotation, molecular function: actin filament binding. Gene Ontology annotation, biological process: Arp2/3 complex-mediated actin nucleation. Gene Ontology annotation, cellular component: actin cytoskeleton; Arp2/3 protein complex.
AUGGUAAACCAGGUCCAUCAGCUUUCCUACAGCCCGCUUACGGCGCAUGCUUUCAAUGCCGAUCGCACUAGGGUCGCAGUCGCCCCGAACUCCAAUGAGAUCUGCAUUUACGCACAGACAGCUGAUGGCUGGGUGCUGGAGCAUACGCUCGUCGAGCAUGACAAGGUCGUCACUGGUCUCGAUUGGGCGCCACGCUCAAAUCGAAUUGUAAGUUGCUCGCAGGAUCGUAAUGCGUAUGUAUGGACCUACAGUGGCACGGCAUGGAAGCCCACGUUGGUCCUCCUACGCCUGCAGCGUGGUGCAACAGCUGUUCGUUGGAGCCCACGUGAAGACAAAUUUGCCGUGGCAAGUAGCGCACGCGUGAUUUCUAUCUGCUCGUUUGAAGAGGACAACGACUGGUGGGUGGCCAAGCACAUCAAGCGGCCUUUGCGCUCGACUGUAUCCUCGAUCGAUUGGCACCCGAACAAUGUCCUCCUCGCCGCGGGCUCGGCGGAUUUCCAUGCGCGUGUGUUCAGUGCGUAUAUCAAGGGUGUUGAUGCCAAGCCGCCUCCCAGCGUUUGGGGCGAGCGUGUGCCAUUUGGAACCGUCUGUGGCGAAUUUACGACACCGGCAGGCGGCUGGGUCCAUGGCGUAGCAUUCAGUCCAAGCGGUGAUGCCCUGGCGUUUGUCGGUCACGAUGCCUCGCUGACCAUCGUGUACCCUUCAGCGCCGGACCAGCCACCGCAUGCUGUCCACUCCAUUCGCCUGCCGAGCCUGCCCUAUGUGACGCUUCUCUUCUUGAGCGAAACAUCGUUGGUGGCAGCAGGUCACGACUGCCAGCCUAUGGUGUUUGAAGGCAGCUUGGAGCAAGGUUGGCGUCUUACACGCAGUCUGGAUACGGCGGGCACAGCGGCCUCCAAGCCCAAGCCGCCGCCUCCGCCGCCCAAAAAGCCUGGUCUCGCCGGCGCGCCCGCCGCCGCCCCUGGUGUUGGCCGCUUGAACAACGAAGCAUUUGCGCGGUUCCGCGAGGCGGACUCGCAUGGCCGUACAAGCAGCUCGCCCUCGCAGAAUCAGGCCGACAACGCGCCCCAGUCGUUUGGCGCAGUCGCAGGCGCUAGCAUUGCCGACGAUGGCGAGCUGCAUACAACGCACCAAAACACCAUCACCCAUGUCCGCCUAUACGCAGGCGAGCCUGCCCAUGUGGAUACUAUUAGUACGAGCGGUGUGGAUGGCCGUUUGUGCACCUUUGACACGGCAAAGGGCAGCACAGCCAUCGCGCCGAUCCUUCGUGGCAUCGCAAGUAUGCGUCUCGUGUAA